This is a messenger RNA of Paramecium octaurelia, 1227 nucleotides long. The record is from the annotation of a GenBank genome assembly. NCBI's taxonomy places the organism in Eukaryota, Ciliophora, Oligohymenophorea, Peniculida, Parameciidae.
UUAAUAUAGUAAUUAAAUAAUGGACGAGGUUCUGUUAGAGAGUUUGACACUGAAAUUUAGUGAAUUAUUUAAGAACAUUUCAAGUCUUUAGGAAAAGAGAGAGACAGUCUAAGAUGAGAAUGAGCAUUUGAGGCAAUUAAUUUAGGAGGAAUAAGAUUAAUUGGAAAUGAAUUCCGGAGAGUCUUCUGAUGAUGAAACUGCAUUCCAAGAUAUUGAGUAAAAGUGGAAAUAGAAAUUAGAGGAGAAAAAAGAAUCUGAUAUGCAAAUGAAGGAAGAAAAUAAUUUGAAAAGUCAAUUAGUAAAAUUACGGAAUUUAAAUUUAGUACAUGCAUCUUGAAGGUAUCCAAAAUGAAAUCAUAGAAAUGAAAAGUAGUAUCUAAUAGUCAAAAGAAUCGGAGGCUGAUUUAUAAUAAAGAAUUGAAGAAACUACUCAAAAAAUAGAUGAUUAUCAAAAUAAAAUACAAAGGGCUGAGUAAAUUAAACUUCAAGUUGAGAAACAAUUAUAAGAAGUAUAAUGCCUUUUGUAAUAUUAAGCAAAAUGAAAAGUAUUUAUAAGAUAGCGAAAAAGUUAAGGCAGUUCAAGCCGAAGUUAGAAAUCAACUCUAAGCUAAUGCCAUGGGAGACAAGAGACAAACUGAAUUGGAAAAGAUAAUAUAGAAAUAGUGGGAAGAACUAUAAAAAAGAGUAAACUAUCCAUCAUAUGCAAGGCAUAAAGAAUACAAGUGUUAUAAAAUAAUAUGAAUAUCAUUUCGGGUAAAAUACAAAAAUCGCAGAAGAGUGAACACAUUUACUAAAAAUUGAAGGAUGAAAACACCAUACUCGCCUAAGAAAAUAUUUAAAUCAGAGAAAAAUUGAAUUAGUUAAUUAGUGCAUUGCCAUAACAUAUGAAGAAGGGAAAUGUGAAGGGCAAAUAAAAAAGCAAAAAAGAAUUCUUGGAACUCUAUGAUGAAUCAAUAUGCUCCAAUUAAAUUAAAUUAAGACAUUUAGAAUAAAUAAGAGAAGAGCAUCAAUAAAACAUUAAUAGUUUACAUGUAAGAUUUAUAGUUUAAAUCUAAUUCUUAGAACGAAAUAAUUCAAUUGGAAGAAAAAUACAAUUAAAUGACUCAAAAUGUGAAAAAUCUACAAGAGCAAUAUCUAGAAAUUGAAUCAUCUUGUAGAGAGUUCAACGAAGAAGAAUAUGUAAAGAGAAAUUGUCCAAAUUAUUAUAAAGUUAAAAAGGGAAAAUGA